Molecule: messenger RNA, 419 nt
Organism: Acanthisitta chloris (rifleman)
Lineage: Eukaryota; Metazoa; Chordata; Aves; Passeriformes; Acanthisittidae
Gene: PLA2G10
Product: phospholipase A2, group X
Exons: 3
Biological process (GO): phospholipid metabolic process; lipid catabolic process; arachidonate secretion
Molecular function (GO): phospholipid binding; calcium ion binding
Source: RefSeq, a predicted model, not a curated record
UGUGCAAAGGCACUUUUGGAGAAGUUCAUCCCAGAAACAGGAGAGGAAUCCUCGAGCUGGCUGGAGCCAUCAGGUGCACCACGGGACGUUCUCCCUUCGCCUACCUACGCUACGGGUGCUACUGUGGCCUGGGAGGGAAAGGAUGGCCCAAGGACAGAGUAGACUGGUGCUGCUUUCACCACGACUGCUGCUAUGGCAAGGCAGAACAAGCAGGUUGUCAGCCAAAGACAGAGAGCUACCACUGGGAAUGUGAAGACAAUUCUGCUGUGUGUGAGUCACUAGAAGACAAAUGUCAAAAAAUGGCAUGUGAAUGUGACCGUGAAGCUGCCAAAUGCUUUUCUAAAGCUCCUUAUCACAGAAAAUACCUUUUGUGGCCAGACUUUAUGUGUGGUGAGAUUCAGCCUUUGUGUGGCUAUUAG